Molecule: messenger RNA, 2203 nt
Organism: Chionomys nivalis (European snow vole)
Lineage: Eukaryota; Metazoa; Chordata; Mammalia; Rodentia; Cricetidae
Gene: Pak1ip1
Product: PAK1 interacting protein 1
Exons: 10
Coding region: 275-1435 (386 amino acids)
Molecular function (GO): protein binding
Source: RefSeq, a predicted model, not a curated record
GCCUAGGUCACAGCGUCCCUGGAGUUGCCUGUUUGCAACAACAUUAUUUUCUCUCUGCUGUGAGACCCUCUCUCUACCUGCGGCUUCAUACCUCCAGCUCCACGUAGAAGGAUCACGUGACCUUCGAGAAUGCACUCAGUUGCUGCAGACACAGGCGCCUAAAAGGUGCCCCCUACGUGAUGACGUGUAAUUCGCGCGCCGAAGCCGAAAGCGCCUGCCUCCUCCUCCGGGGGCUCCUCACGCCGGCUUGUUUGCACGGCACGUGUGUUGCUGAAUGGAGCUGGUCGCUGGCAGCUACGAGCAGGUCCUGUUUGGGUUCAGAGUGAACCGCGAGCCCGCGACGAGUGGCGACCGGGAGACAUGGACUCCUGUGGCUGACUUCACUCACCAUGCCCACACUGCCUCCUUGUCGGCGGUGGCAGCCAACAGUCGCUUUGUGGUCACUGGGAGCAAAGAUGAAACAAUUCAUAUCUAUGACUUGAAAAAGAAGAUAGAGCAUGGGGCUCUGCUGCACCACAGUGGCACCGUAACUUGCCUAAAAUUCUAUGGCACUCGACACUUAAUUAGUGGCGCAGAAGACGGACUCAUCUGUGUCUGGGACGCAAAGAAAUGGGAAUGCCUGAAGUCCAUUAAAGCUCACAAAGGACAUGUGACUUUCCUUUCUAUCCAUCCAUCCGGCAAGUUGGCCCUGUCUGUUGGUACUGAUAAGACAUUAAGAACAUGGAAUCUUGUAGAGGGAAGAUCCGCUUUCAUAAAAAAUAUAAAACAAAAUGCUCACAUAGUGGAGUGGUCCCCAAGUGGAGAGAAGUACAUAGUAGUUGUACUGAAUAAAGUGGAUGUCUAUCAGCUGGACACGGCGUCUGUGAGCGGCACCAUCACAAAUGGAAAGAGAAUCUCGUCGGUCACGUUUCUUUCAGACUCUGUCCUUGCAGUAGCUGGAGAUGAAGAAAUUGUAAGGUUUUUUGACUGUGAUUCCCUAGAGUGCCUCUGUGAAUUUAAAGCUCAUGAAAACAGGGUAAAAGACAUACUCAGUUUUGAAAUUCCAGGACACCAUGUUCUUGUCACAGCAUCAAAUGAUGGUUUCAUCAAAAUGUGGACGCUUAAGCAGGAUAAGAAAGAUCCCCCAUCUUUGCUGUGUGAGGUGGACACUGGUGCCAGGCUGACGUGUCUUGGAGUGUGGUUAGACAGAGCGACAGAUGGAAAAGGGAGUCUUCCUCCAGCAACAGAGCCUUGCCCUGUAAAUAAAAAACAACCCAAAAAGAUCAAAAAGGAAUCUGGUGAUAAGAAUCAGGAAGAAGAAACAUCAGGAUCUAACUCAAAGAAGUCUGGUUUAACUGGUGACAGCAAGAAGCCAACAAAAAGAAAUAGCCCACUGUCAGCCAAGAAGAGGAAAAUGACAGACGUGUUGGAAAAGAAGAGAAAAAAGAAAAUAUAACUUAUGUGGCAAAUCUCAGACAUCUUCUCCCCAAGAGAAUGUCUUCUUGACAAAUUCUACUUUUCAGAUAUCACACCUAACUUUCCCAUGUGAGACACAAAAGGAUUUUCUCCUUCUGGAGAAAACGUGUAGCCUAAAACUGAGCCACUUUUAGAUGGCGCUUUGUUUUGUUAAAUAGUAAUUAUUUUUGGCAGAUGGCAUUUUAUUAUAUAUUGUCAUAUGUAGUCAUUGUAAUGUACACUUUUUACUGUUCAAAGUAAAGAUGUAAAACUACUGUAUUUAAAAUGAUACAGAGUUUUUACUGUAUUUUUGUGGUGGUGCUUGGGAUCACGCCCAGGGCCUUGCAUGCUAGCAAGCUUUGCCUGUGCACCGCCAGCACCCAGCGCCUUCUUCCUUGUGCAGACCUGUCAAGUCUUCACCAGAGUGGAUGAAGGACUUUUCAGACAAUUCUGCUUCUAAGCAGUGAGUGACAAGCAAAUUGAAAGGCAAGGAAACAACACUUCUCAAUUUCCCAUCUUUCAGAGCAUCAAAAUAGCCAUCCACUUAAUGCUAGUCUAAACCAGUCUUGGCUUACUUCCUUGUUGCCAUAACCAGACAUGUAGACCAGACAUAAUCCGUCUGUGCCUCAUAGGAUCUGUAUAGGGUUACCAAGAUGUGUCAGUGUGUGUACGUCUUCGAACGAGCCUAGCACACUGUAGGUCCCUAAUGACAGUGACCUGUCACUACCACUCUCAUCAUAGAAUAUAUUUUGUGGGGGGAGGACCUUGG